This is a messenger RNA of Lathyrus sativus (Indian pea), 933 nucleotides long. The record is from the annotation of a GenBank genome assembly. NCBI's taxonomy places the organism in Eukaryota, Viridiplantae, Streptophyta, Magnoliopsida, Fabales, Fabaceae.
AUGACCCAGAUGAUGAAAAACUCAAUCCCAUGGCCAACAAUCAUGGUGGUGAUUUCUUGGUACAGUUCAAACAUUGGGGUUCUUCUUAUGAACAAGUACUUGUUAACCAACUACGGUUACAAGUACCCUGUUUUUCUCACCAUGUGUCACAUGAUGUUGUGUUCUGUUUUCAGCUACGUUGGAAUUUCGGUUUUGGAUAUUGUACCUUUGCAAAGUGUUCAAUCCAAGAGCCAGUUACUCAAAAUCUGUGGAUUAAGUGUUGUGUUUUGUUUCUCAGUGGUUUGUGGGAACGUGUCGCUUAAUUAUAUUCCAGUGUCGUUUAAUCAAGCUAUUGGAGCUACGACACCUUUUUUCACUGCCGUUUUUGCUUAUGCUGUGAGUAGAAAAAGAGAAGCUUGGGUUACUUAUUGUACCCUUUUGCCUGUUGUGGCUGGUGUCAUCAUUGCUAGUGGGAGUGAACCAAGUUUUCAUCUAUUUGGAUUUAUAAUCUGUGUUGCAUCAACUGCUGCAAGAGCAUUUAAAUCAGUGCUUCAAGCUAUUUUGUUGUCCUCGGAAGGGGAAAAGCUGAAUUCGAUGAACUUACUACUUUACAUGGCACCUAUAGCAAUGUUGGUGUUACUUCCUGCAACAUUGUUGAUGGAGGGAAAUGUGAUUCGAAUCACAAUAGAACUUGCUAGAGAGGAUUUCAGAAUCAUUUGGUAUCUUCUUUUGAGUUCAUCACUUGCAUAUUUUGUGAACCUCACUAAUUUUUUGGUGACCAAAUAUACAAGUGCACUCACCCUUCAGGUAUUAGGAAAUGCAAAGGGGGCAGUUGCUGUGGUGAUUUCAAUUUUGAUAUUUCAAAAUCCUAUUUCAAUGAUAGGAAUGCUUGGCUAUGUACUCACUAUUAUAGGAGUUGUAUUGUAUAGUGAAACCAAGAAGAGAUAUACUUAG